AUGUCUGGUUUUUUCUCUCUAGGCGGCAAAACCCAGCACGAGCAAGAUCAACAAGAACCAAACUACAGCCAAUUCCUGUCCAAAAACGAGGAGAUCUACAGCAAGGGCUUCGAGCUAUGGCAGCACGGCUACCAAUUUCAUCAUCAGCAGCAGCAGAAGCUCCCGCCCUUCUCCGUCGCCACUAACAGCGCCAACCCAUCCGGAUCGGGCGGGUUAGGGUUUCGGGUCGGCGGGGCGGACGACGGGUCGGGCAGCUGUCAGGACUGCGGGAACCAGGCCAAGAAGGACUGCGUCCACAUGCGCUGCCGGACAUGCUGCAAGAGCCGCGGCUUCCCCUGCCCCACCCACGUCAAGAGCACGUGGGUCCCCGCCGCCAAGCGCCGCGAGCGCCAGCUGGCCGCCGCCGGCGAAAACCCUAAGCGCCUCAGGGAUCAGCCCGCAGUUGGUUCGAUCGGUUGGAUUGGAACCGGUCCGUUGAAUCAACCGAUUGCUAGCACCAGUCAAGAACUGGUCAACGAUUGA
Molecule: messenger RNA, 522 nt
Organism: Striga asiatica
Lineage: Eukaryota; Viridiplantae; Streptophyta; Magnoliopsida; Lamiales; Orobanchaceae
Source: the annotation of a GenBank genome assembly